AGAUCUGAAAUUUUAGCUUUUUCUCUCUCGUAAUGCCUGGAAUUCAACUGUGAUUGGAUGAAUUGAUCCGAGGCUGUAGAUGAUGGCUUAUUCUCCAAAAUGUGUGCUUUUGGAUGAUCGUAAUUACAAUAUUUCUUUUUUGUAGUUUCAACAACAAUAAUUACACGUCAUUCCGAGCUUGCUGGGGUUGGCUAUGUGAGUCAUGUCGCUCCAUUUAUAUACCCCUACUAGUGCAAUAGGAGUAUCUAACAAUGCAGAUUUAUUGUAGAAUUUAUCUACAGCUGACAAGAUUUUAGAAUUCCUAGUGUAUAUUAGAACCCAAGUAGCCUCCAGGAUGCUAUAGAGGGAACUUUUAUAUCUGUGAAGUGAAAUGACAGUGGAGAAAGAGGUGAUCGUAAAGAGUCAUCUUAGCACAUCAAGGGGGGGAGGGAGGUGCAGAACUGUGAUAUUGGGGAAAUUAGGAGCAGAGACGGUCCAUUUACAGUUAACAAUAUUCCAGCCUAAAUCAGACCAACAUGUAUUGAAGAUUCAAUCUGCACUGCAGCAAUAUAGAAGAAGAUAUUGGCCCAUUGAUGGUGAAGAGCCCGUAUGAUGUAUGAUUGGCCAAUGAAUAUGGAGAACUAAAGCACCCACAAAAGUGGCAUAUUUUAGUUAGCUGAGAAUUUUAGGAACAUGCUCAACACAUGAUAAUUCGUGCAAAAGAGUAAUGUCUUUCAGCUGUUAACAAGGAGGGAGGUAGCUCCUCGAACUAAACGCGCUUCCAGAAAGUUUUGGGGUGAGAAUACAAAAUGUACUCUUGACUCCUAUGGGUUGAAACGCGGAGUGGGAAGUGAUGCUAGACAAGGACUAAUAUCGUGGGUAGAGGCAGAGUCAUUGCAACAUUUAUCAGCUAAAUAUUGCUCACUGUUGCCUCCUCCGAGGUCUACCAUUGCAGCAGCAUUCAGUCCUGAUGGGAGGACACUUGCUUCUACGCAGUCAGUCUCUCUUCGAUUACAUAGACAUUGGAGAUCACACAGUGAAAAUAAUUGACUGUCAAACUGGGAAAUGCUUAAAGGUUAUGAGUGGACACCGCAGGACACCUUGGGUGGUUCGUUUCCAUCCGUUGUACCCUGAAAUACUUGCAAGUGGAAGUUUGGACCACGAAGUUCGUCUGUGGGAUGCAAAAACUGCAGAGUGUAUAGGAUCGCGUGAUUUUUAUCGUCCCAUUGCAUCCAUUGCAUUCCAUGCCCAGGGGGAAGUUCUGGCUGUUGCUUCAGGCCACAAGCUUUACAUAUGGCACUAUAACAGAAGAGGAGAGGCUUCUUCACCAUCAAUUAUACUGAAGACACGGCGGUCUCUUCGUGCUGUCCAUUUCCACCCACAUGGUGCCCCAUUUCUUUUAACAGCUGAGGUCAACGAUCUGGACUCAUCAGAUUCCUCAAUGACUCGUGCGACCUCUCCGGGUAACUUGCAGUAUCCUCCUCCUACUGUGUAUUUGACUGAUGCUUAUUCCACUUAUCAAUCUGCUUCAGCAAAUGAACUGCCUAUCAUGUCUCUACCAUUCCUGAUCUGGCCGUCAAUUGCAAGAGGUGAUCCUAGAAUACCCAUGCAGCAGAGUGAUAUAGAUGUGGGAUCUGAUAAUAUACAGCAGAGAUCAGACACAUUGUCAUCUGUCCGUCUUCUUACAUAUUCAACUCCGUCCGUCCAGUAUGAACUUUUAUUGUCGCCUAUUGAGCAAAGUGCAUCUCCUACACAAGAAGCUCAUACUAGUUCUUCUGUCAGGGAAAACGAAACUGGUACUCAACUUUUAGUUGAUCCCAUGGAGACUGAUGGGCAGCCAGAAGAGAGAAACAAUCAGUUUUUCCCUUUUAGUGACCCGGCAUACUGGGAAUUGCCUUUUUUGCAAGGAUGGUUGAUUGGUCGAAGCCAAGCUGUUCAACAAACAACUCGUUCAGAUCUUGGUGGUGCUACCAUCAAUCCAUCAACUUAUGGUGAACUGGAAAAUCCUUCUGCUGUUCCCUUGGUAAUUUCAAGCAAUAGUCAUCCAAGGUCCGGAAGAUCUGGUUCUCGGCACCGUUCUUCUCGCUCUCGGAUGAUCCCUGUUGCUGGAGCUGGUGAUGGCGCUGCUCCUGUUAAUGUUAUGCAUGAUGAGAGUGAUUCACAAAUUUCUAUUGGUCGCAUCCAGUCAGAGAUAGCUACUUCACUUGCAGCUGCAGCAGCUGCUGAAUUACCUUGCACUGUGAAACUCAGGAUUUGGCCUUAUGAUAUUAAGGUUCCAUGUGCAGCCCUUGAUGCUGAAAGAUGUCACUUAAUAAUACCUCAUGCCGUACUUUGCAGUGAAAUGGGAGCCCAUUUUUCACCAUGUGGGCGAUUUUUAGCAGCUUGUGUUGCAUGUAUUCUGCCGAACUUAGACUCUGAUCCUGGUUUUCAUGGUCAUCUUCAUCAUGAUACUAUGACAGCUUCGACUUCUCCAACCAGACAUCCAGUUGCUGCCCACCAGGUUAUGUAUGAGCUACGGAUAUAUUCCCUGGAGGAGGAAACGUUUGGUUCCGUACUUGCAGCUCGAGCAAUUAGAGCUGCUCAUUGUUUAACUUCAAUUCAGUUUUCUCCAACUUCAGAGCAUCUGUUACUUGCUUAUGGGCGUCGCCAUAGUUCACUACUGAAAAGUGUUGUGAUUGAUGGAGACACAACUAUACCCAUUUACACGAUUCUUGAGGUCUAUAGAGUUUCUGAUAUGGAACUUGUGAGAGUUCUUCCCAGCACGGAGGAUGAGGUCAAUGUCGCUUGUUUCCAUCCUUCGGUUGGUGGUGGCCUUGUCUAUGGAACCAAGGAAGGGAAGUUAAGGAUUCUCCAAUAUGACAAUUCGAACAGCCUGGGUCGCACAAUUCCCUGUUCUCCUGUCGAGAACAUGCUCGAGGUCCCAACGUAUGCUUUAGAAGGCUAGUAACUUGUGAUGAUAAGAAAAGGGUCUCGUAUCAUACUAGUCCGCUAUGGCCAGCGCCUGCAAAGAUGAGUGCUUUUGCCGAGGACAUUGAAACCUUGAACCUUAAUGCAGUACAGCUACAGCAGUAUAUUGAAGAGGUUUAUACUUGAGCUUGUCUAACUUAUAGUCACUACAGAUUUAAGACUUAUGGAACUUUCAGGGACCGAAAGAUUCACAGAACGUCUCGCCUUGGACUACUACCCACGUGACUGCACGAGUGCUCUAGAGUUCUGUUUGAUGGAAGGUAAGUGCUGGCGGAAUCGAGGGAUUGUUUCUACAAAUUUUCCUGCAGAUGACUUCAAAUGUACUAUAGGAGUUUGAUUUUUAUUUAUUGGAUUUCUUUCGGAAGGAAAAACAAAAAGGAAGAGAAAGAUCCCUAACACAUAUUUGAGUCUUGAAAUGCAAUAGUAAUUUCUAUGAUUUUCUGAUAUAUAUGGUAAGUUUCAGUCA
Molecule: messenger RNA, 3412 nt
Organism: Solanum lycopersicum (tomato)
Lineage: Eukaryota; Viridiplantae; Streptophyta; Magnoliopsida; Solanales; Solanaceae
Source: RefSeq, a predicted model, not a curated record